Molecule: messenger RNA, 1521 nt
Organism: Aphis gossypii (cotton aphid)
Lineage: Eukaryota; Metazoa; Arthropoda; Insecta; Hemiptera; Aphididae
Exons: 2
Coding region: 1-1521 (506 amino acids)
Source: RefSeq, a predicted model, not a curated record
AUGCAACGGACCUGGAGUAGUGGGUUAACGUGGGAUUCGCCUCUCCCUGUUGAUAUCCAUGCGGAAUGGGCCGCUUUCGUCGCUGACUUAGCAUCGUUACUUACUAUUCGAGUACCGCGGUACGUAAAUACGAGACAAAGUUCACCAUGCUUAUUAUUAGGGUUUUUCGACGCGUCGCAGCUCGGGUACGCAGCCGUAGCGUACGUGCGUAUUAUUGACGCUCCGUCGGAUAAAUGUAUUUUUCUACUUGGAGCAAAAACCAAAUUAGCGCCAGUAAAGACGUUAACUGUGCCGCGCCUAGAACUGAGUGCAACGGUACUACUGGCCCGGUGGUUAGGACGUUUGCGUCAUAUUUUAGCGCCGCAAUUAAAUAUAAUCGAAACUCACGCGUGGUCCGACUCGACCAUAGCCUUGUCGUGGUUGACGGUUCCCCACGAUUCAUUCAAAACCUAUGUGUCCAAUCGUGUGUAUCAAGUUCACAACAUACUACCUAAGUGCCAGUGGCAUUACAUAGAGUCCUCCAACAACCCAGCCGAUUGCGCGUCGCGGGGCGUUAUGCCGUCGGAACUCGCGCACUUUUCGCUUUACUGGCAAGGACCACCCGUAAUCUAUUCUGAUACGUCACUUUGGGAACCAAGUCCUCCGCCGAAAAAUAUAUGUGAGUUACCCGAAGCUCGACCAGUUGUUUGCGCCGGCCGUGCCGAUGAUGUGCCCGUCGAGUGGUUCGCAUCUUUCUCGUCGUUUGAUCGAUUGAUCCUAGUGACAGCGCGCGUCUUCCGUUUUAUUAGUCGCUUUCGCGUAUUUCGUAAACGUACUUCAUGUCGGUUUCCGUCUGAGGAUCUAUCCGUGUAUCUAUCUAAGUCGGAGCUUGAUUACGCGACCCGUAUUACCAUAUUAGAAUCGCAGCGUGAUCAUUUUGCCGUACUGCGCCGUGAACUGUCACAUAGCUCGCGCGUGUCAUCGAGGUCAUUAUCCAAAUUGUCACCUUUUAUUGAUAGCGAUUCGGUGAUACGUGUAGGCGGUCGCUUGAAACAUUCAACGUUAACAUACGAGUGUAAGCACCCCAUAUUACUGGCUAAAGAGUCACACUUAGCUCGAUUGAUAGGUGAAAGAUGGCAUCGAUUGACGUGUCAUUCAGGGCCCCAGGUAAUGGCAGCGCUUAUACUACGACAGUAUUGGAUCGUUUCGAUCAGGUUGGUGUUGUAUAAAGUCGUAUCAAGUUGUACGAUGUGUGUGCGAUUAAACGCAAAACCAGUGCACCCCUUUAUGGCAGAUUUGCCCGCCUCCCGCGUGCAACAGUGUAGGCCUUUUGCCCGUGUCGGCAUUGAUUUCGCCGGACCUUUACAAAUGCGCGAACUUGGACUCCGAAAGUCCCGCAUUGUCAAAAUAUACAUAUCUGUAUUCGUUUGUUUCACCGUUAAGGCUGUGCACCUGGAGAUUUACAACAAAAAUGGAUGUCUGGAAUGUGAUUUGUCAUACCAUACUAUUAUUGUUGCUCAGUGGCGUGGUGAAGUACAUUAA